Molecule: messenger RNA, 2016 nt
Organism: Seminavis robusta
Lineage: Eukaryota; Bacillariophyta; Bacillariophyceae; Naviculales; Naviculaceae
Source: the annotation of a GenBank genome assembly
AUGUUAUCUUCGUUGGGGUAUUCCAAACCACCAGCCACCAAUCGACGCAAGUCCGCAUCCGAUGCCUUGGAUAUGAGCAAGGGUGUCAAGUCUCGCACGUUAUCGUUGGGGGGAAGCUACAACUAUCGAACUCGCGUCAAGGCCGAUCAAGAACCCUUUAGCGUCAAUCUCAAGGUGUUUGAUCGACAAAUUCAAACUCUCCGGGAAGUUUGUAGAGAUGAUGUGGAUCAGAUCUUUCAGGAACAAGUGUGGGGCGCCAUUCGCGGGGAGUUGCAAAAGAUCCACGAUUCUCAUUCGAAGCAUCAACCGUAUCAGCAGCCUCUGUUGGACGAGACCACCGUCACCAGGCGUGUCCGGGAUGCGGACUAUAUUCGAAAGUUGGAGAGGACGAUUCGCUCCUUGCUGCUGCCGUUGAAUGCUCUGGCUUGGGCCGAAAAGUUACAGGUCCAUCCUGAUGUCAUCUUGACAGAAUUCCUCUAUGCCGCUGCCUCUGGGAUUGUGGAAAUGUGGUGGGGACCGGAAUGCAAUGGCUGCGGGGGCGCCACGGUCAAAGAAAGUUCCUUGCAAGAUAUUGCCAUGGAACAAACCUGCCAAAACUGCGGCUGGCUCAAUCAGACCAAAACACUCGAUGAAAUAAAAGUGCAGUUUGUGCUUCACGAAGAUAUCCUCUAUUUGCCCAAUCUACUAUUUGAUUUCCCGGAUCAGACAGAUGCACCCAAAAUGUCCAAAUUCUGUUUUGGACUCUAUGCUCCACCGACUACCAAUGGUACCAAGUGGGCUUAUGAUUUUGGAUUGGAGGAGGAGGAGGAGGAGGAAGCAAAAGAAGAAAAGGAGGAUCCCAUUCACAUGCCAUCCAAACCUGCUCUCCAACCAGGGCGAUAUCGCUUUCAUUGCUCCUAUUCCCGAGUCAACGCCGACAUUGUCGUGGAACGACAAGCCACAACACAUGAUGAAACCAUUGAAUUCAAUUUUAUCGCCACAGAACAGACUUGUCCAGCCCGAUACGGAUUGCCUCGAACGGUAUCCUAUUUAGAACACGGCAAAGUCUCUCUCCAGCUUUUGGCCGAUGUGGCCAGUGUCAUGAACCCCUUGGUGUUUUACAACUUGACCCAAGAGGACGAAACCAUCUUUUUCCACAAAGACAAUGCUCCCUACAUCACUGCCACUCAAUGUCUCCAUCUGGCAUGUUUUGGACGACUAUUUGGAAAACAAGUCGUCUGCGAUGCCUGCCAAUUUGUCAUUCAGCGAGUCACUCUGGUCUUUACCGAUGUGGUCUCGUCCACCCAACUAUAUUCUGAUGCGGGAGAUGGACUAGCCUUGAACUGUGUCAAGGAACACUUUCAAGUGUUGUUCCAAGCAUUCACAAAGCGAGGACGAAUCGUCAAGACCAUUGGAGAUGCCGUCAUGGGGGCGUUUACGUCACCCAAAGCAGCCUUGUUGGCUACAGCACAAGCCCUGGACGAGAUGCAGCACGUCAAGAGGCCUUGUGGUGGCAUUCUACAAAUUCGAAUUGGAGUGCAUUCGGGGCCGGCUCUCAUGGUCUCCCUCAAUGGGACCAAUGACUAUUUUGGUUCCACUGUCAAUAUUGCGGCUCGUGUGGAAAGCCAAGCACACGGUGGAGAAGUGUUGGUCUCACAAGCAGUCUUGGAAGACCCUAUGGCCAACGAAUUGUUUGAAGAAUUGGCCGAGGAAGGUAGGUUUACGCGACAAGUUUCCUUGGAGCUCAAAGGGGUCGAUGGCCUGGUGAUCGCCAUGGGUUUUGGUCCCAAGAGAGAUUCAGAAUCAAGUUCCUCGACUAGCAGCACUGCUAGUAUGAGCAGUCAUGUCGUGGAGAAUGGUAAUGAAGACACGGCAACGGUCAUGCUUAAAUCACGGGGAGUUGGAGGGUCCAGAAAAGAAGCUAUGCAGCAAGCAUCGAAGCAGCUGCAGCCAGCAAAGGCCAAAUCAUCAAGAAAGCAGAUAGGCGGAUUGUCACAACGAAGGUCUGAGAAAGAAAAUGGCGAGGUUUGGGUGUAG